Protomyces lactucae-debilis is the source of this 1474-nucleotide messenger RNA. RefSeq names its product carboxypeptidase Y. NCBI's taxonomy places the organism in Eukaryota, Fungi, Ascomycota, Taphrinomycetes, Taphrinales, Protomycetaceae. Gene Ontology annotation, cellular component: fungal-type vacuole. The coding region runs from base 65 to 1474 and encodes 469 amino acids. Gene Ontology annotation, molecular function: serine-type carboxypeptidase activity. The transcript has 2 exons. Gene Ontology annotation, biological process: proteolysis. The record is from RefSeq and is a predicted model, not a curated record.
CCCACUGCCUGGCCCCCACAGUUGACGGAGGCUUCCAGACCGCAGCGCCGACCCCUGCACGUGAAUGUGGGAGCAGCAUGACGACGCGACGGACACUCGCCUUCCGACUGAGUCUACAUCUGACUACCAUCACUACGUGACUUUUGCACUGCCAGACUUGCCAGACCAUACUCUUCGCGUGCGUCAGACAGAUUCAGGUCUGAAUGACUACUGUGAGGGAGCUGGCAACGGCUAUACGGGUUACCUGUCUGUUGAGCGGGGUACCAAGCACUUCUAUUUUGCUUACUUUGAAUCUCGCAAUGAUCCUAUGAAUGACCCUUUGGUCAUGUGGAUCAAUGGCGGCCCUGGAUGCUCCUCAACAACGGGCUGGCUCAUGGAGCUGGGCAGCUGCCGUGUCAAGCUUGAUGGUUCAGGCACGACCAAGAAUGACUAUGCCUGGACUGAAGCUGCAUCAAUCGUCUUCCUUGAUCAACCAGUCGGUGUUGGCUUCUCCUAUGCUGAACCUGGGGCAGAGGUGGACCGUACUGAAGCGGCAGCAGAGGACAUUCUUGCCUUUUGGCGGCUUUGGUAUCGUGCCUUCCCUCGUCAUCAGCAGCUUCCAUUACACUUUGCUGGUGAGUCUUAUGCAGGGAAGUAUAUUCCUACCUUUGCGGCUCAUAUCAUCGAGGAGAAUGAACUGGCCAUCAAGCAGUCUCGCAACAAAGACCUAAUCCCGCUUGCAUCUGUUCUGAUUGGCAAUGGCAUUUACGACAACCUCCAUCAGGCAACCUCUGCUUGGGACAUCGCCUGCACCAAUGUGACUGGUAGCGGACCGGUGCUCAAUGAGACUGUUUGUUCGACGAUGGAGACAAAAGUGGCGAGGUGCGAAUAUCUGCUCAAGGCGGCCGAAACGUUCCCUGACUCAUACAUUGGUGGUGCUGCUGCUGACUUUUGCGACGAAGCAUUCAUGCAACCAUAUGUCGAUGCAAAUCUCAACCCAUACGAUGUGACGAAACGCUGCAAAGGCGAGCUUUGCUAUGAAAUUGAGGACGCCAUUUCCACCUACCUCAACAAGCCCGAAGUACGCAAAGCCUUUGGCGUCUCGAAACACGUCAAACACUUUACAGGUUGCUCUAAUAAGGUCUUCCAAGGUUUCUACAAGAGCGGUGAUCCUUACAUUGCAUCGGCACCUCUCGUCGCAUCUAUCCUUGAUUCUGGGCUGCGUGUACUCAAUUAUGUUGGCACACUCGACUGGAUCUGCAACUUUGUUGGGAAUGAGCGGUUCUUGAAUGCAUUGCCAUGGUCGGGACAAGCUGGGUAUCGCCACCAAGCUGCCAACAACCAGACUGCAUGGUCGGGAGGUCUUACUUGGCAGUACAAGAACUUGGUCUACACACGCAUUUGGGGAGCUGGUCACAUGGUACCGUAUGACCAACCUGAAGCAUCACUCAAGAUGGUCAAGCAGUGGCUUGCUGAGAAACCAUUCAACGGGUAA